Messenger RNA from Saprolegnia parasitica CBS 223.65, 3192 nucleotides. RefSeq lists its product as hypothetical. The record is from RefSeq and is a predicted model, not a curated record. Gene Ontology annotation, biological process: proteasome-mediated ubiquitin-dependent protein catabolic process. The coding region runs from base 1 to 3192 and encodes 1063 amino acids. NCBI's taxonomy places the organism in Eukaryota, Oomycota, Saprolegniomycetes, Saprolegniales, Saprolegniaceae. The transcript is spliced from 6 exons. Gene Ontology annotation, cellular component: proteasome regulatory particle, base subcomplex. Gene Ontology annotation, molecular function: ATP binding; proteasome-activating activity; ATP hydrolysis activity.
AUGAAGUUCCUCAUCACGUUCCUGCAUCAAAUGUCCUACAUGGAGCUCGCGCUCUCGGCCACCAAGCCCGAUACAAUGACGACCUUUCAGUCGAACGCGGCGACGAAGGACCGCGCGCACUUGACCGACCGCGCCGAGAUGUCGGCGCGCCUCAUCUUCUUGGAGCGGCUCAUGGAGUACGUGGCGUGGCUUGGUGACCAGCGUCUCGCGCUCACGCAGCCGGCGCCGCGCGUGCACCGCCUCGCCAAGCGCUACGGCAUGAACGCCAAGGAGACGGAGCUUUUCCAGCUCAUGGUCAUCUUCCAAGGCUGCCAGUCGACCACGGUGCGAUCACAGAUGGUCGAGGAAGACGUGAACCGCAAGAUGAUGAGCUUCCAGCGCCUCGCCGGCAUCUCGGAGAUUGACAUUGAAGAGUUCCACGACGACAGCCGCGAGCACGUCAAGGAAGGCACGCUCCUCGCCGACUGCGACAACUACAUUACGAUCCUGACGCUGUCGUCCAUUUCAGUGCGUGUCAUGCUUGGCCGGACGCUGUCGCCGUCGCAGAUCCUCAAGCUCAGCCAGACGUCGCUCGAGGCCAUCUUGCGCGAAGAAGGUAUCGUGUACGAACACGUGCUCGAGCUCCAGGACGACGCAAUGGCCGGCAGCGACAACGAGCAGCCCAACGAGCACGACGACAACGACGACGUGGUCGACGAGACAGAGGAAGCCGCGACCGAAGACGAGACGCCGCCCGACGACAGCAUCGUCGCCAUCGAAGAAGACGACGAGGAAGAAGUUGUCGACGACGACGACGAUGACGACGACGACAUUACGUCGGCGUACUCGUUCAUCGGCAAGUACAAGCCGACCAAGAGCGCGCACGGCAGCAGUGGCCCGUCGCCCGACGUGCCGUUGCUGCACCAUCUGACGGACAAGAAUGCGCUCCUGCCUUACAGCCCUGAGAACCAGCUCGAGUACCUCGAAGACCGGUUCCAGGUCGUGGCCUUUGCCAUUCGCGCAUCGGGCGCUCGCGUGAAGGACCAGAUGAAGGAAGCCGGCACCAAGCAGCCGUGGAACGACAACUACGGCACCACCAUGUCGGCCGGUAAACGCGAGCUCAAGGCCAAGCAGCGCGUGCAGGACCGUCGCGUUGCGCACCGCCUCCAGCUCACGCGGACCGCCAACCUCGCACUGCCGCGCCUGGAAGAGAUGGCGACCAAGUUCAAACUCAACGCGUUUGAGCAAAACGUGAUUGUGAUGCUGAUUGGCAAGACGAUCUCGCCCGUGCUCAAGAACCUCCUCGAAGGCGUCGACACGUCGGUCGUCCAGCGCAUGGACGAAAGCAUCACCGUGAACCAGAUUCUGAGCGUCUUUUGCGACACGUUCCAGGAACAAGUCGCGCACCGCGUGACUUUUACAAGUCGGCGCGGCUUCUCCAGCGCGGGCUCAUCAAACUCAACCGCGGGUACCGAGUCCUUGCGGUGGCACUCGAGCGGCGGCGAUCUCGUGGACCAGCGCGUCGACUUGGAUCGGCGCGUGCUCGACUGGGUCGUGGGCCUCGACACGGAGAUCAACGAGCUCGUCGAAGGCUCCGACUUGUACAACCCCAAGGUGCAGCUGUCUCAAGUCGUGCUUCCCGACGAGUACAAGCACACGAUUCUGAGCACGGUCACGAGCUACGAGCACUUUCGCGUCUACCGCAAGACGAGCGGGCUCGACCAGACGCUCACCUACGGCACGGGUCUCGUGCUGCUUCUCUGCGGCGCCUCGGGCACGGGCAAGACGAUGACGGUCAACGCGGUUGCGCACCACCUCAAGAAGCGCGUGCUGCUUGUGGACUUUCCGUCACUCCAAGGCAAGGCCAGUCAGGACCGCGGCGAGUGCGACGCGGACUUGCGCGGCUUGUUUCGCGAGGCCGACAUGAGCAACGCGAUUCUCUUCUUCGACGAGUGCGAGUCAAUCUUCAAGCAGCGAGAAAUGGGCGGCGACCGCCUCUUGAACGCGCUUUUGACGGAAAUGGAGCGCUACGAAGGCAUUGUGUUUUUGGCGACGAACCGGCCGUUCGAUCUGGACGAAGCCAUGCACCGCCGUAUUACCGCCGUCUUCGAGUACAAGGCGCCGGACCACAUCCAGCGGCGUGAGAUCUGGCGCGUGCUCGUCUCGGACAAGCUCCAGACGUCGCCCGAUAUCGACUGGGACGCGAUUGCGCUCAAGUACGAGCUCUCGGGUGGCUUCAUCAAGAAUGCGAUCCUGUCGGCGUUGCUCAAGGCCAUCGAGCGCAGUCCGACGUCGCCCGUCAUCUCGCACGACGACAUUGUGGCCGGUUGCGCGCUGCAGAUGCGCGGCAGUCUGCACAUGAAGACGUUUGACCACCGCGUCGUGCCGUCGACGGGUCUGGACGCACUCAUCGUCGACGCGACGACAAAGGCGACCUUGGCCGAGAUAGUGCAGUUUGAGAAGGCCCGCAACGUGAUUUACGGCCAGUGGAAUUUUGAUUUUGGCCUCACGACCAAGUACAACAAGAAGAACCAAAAGGGCGUCUCGGCGCUCUUCCUGGGCCCGUCUGGCGUCGGCAAGGUGAGCGCCGCGAAAGCGCUCGGGUUUGAAGUCGGCCGCCCGCUCAAAUUGCUGCACUUUUCGCAGCUGCAGUGCGACUCGGCCGCCGAGUCGCGUCGCGCGCUGCAGUCAGUCUUUGACGACGCGCGGCUCAUGGACGCGGUCCUGGUCCUCGAAGGAUUUGAGAUGUUUGGCAUUGACAUGCACGGGCAGGCCGACCCGGACUCGCCGCGCUUCAAGCUCGAGGUCCGCCGCCUCAUGGACAUGAUGGACACGUUUCCAGGCAUUUCGAUUCUGAUUGCCAACUCGGCGCCGGGCCAGAGCAUGAACUUGGACCCCGAGUGUUCGCGCCGGCUCAAGUUUGUGGUCGAGAUGAAGCCGCCGAACGCGAGUCUGCGCACGCAGCUGUGGCGGUCGUUCUUUCCGCCGGCCGCGCCGCUCGCCACCGACGUGGACUUUAAGAAGCUGGGCGCGCGCUUUGAGUUGUCGAACGAUGCGAUUUCAAAUGCGGUCUUUCGCGCGGCGGCGAGCGCGGCCUUGCGCCCCGAGGCGACGCGCAUUAUCUCGAUGGCCGACUUGAUGCACGCGGCCGAGACGGAGAAGAAGAAGAGCCGCGGCAACGCGCAGGACAUGCGCGACCGGCUCUUUGCCUAA